Camellia sinensis is the source of this 3266-nucleotide messenger RNA. Lineage: Eukaryota; Viridiplantae; Streptophyta; Magnoliopsida; Ericales; Theaceae. The record is from RefSeq and is a predicted model, not a curated record.
AUGGGAAGCAAUAAAGGAAUCAGUCUCGAGGAGAUCAAAAACGAGUCUGUCGAUCUGGAACGAAUUCCUGUAGAUGAAGUGUUUGAGCAGUUAAAAUGUACAAGGGAAGGUUUAUCAUCAGAGGAAGGAGCCAGCCGCCUUCAAAUAUUUGGACCAAACAAACUAGAGGAGAAAAAGGAGAGCAAGAUUCUCAAGUUUUUGGGGUUUAUGUGGAACCCAUUGUCAUGGGUCAUGGAAAUUGCUGCUUUGAUGGCAAUUGCUCUAGCAAAUGGUGGUGGGAAACCUCCAGACUGGCAGGAUUUCGUAGGCAUCAUCGUGUUAUUGGUUAUCAACUCCACAAUCAGUUUUAUAGAAGAAAACAAUGCUGGCAAUGCGGCAGCUGCCCUUAUGGCUGGCCUUGCUCCCAAAACUAAAGUUCUGAGAGAUGGUCGAUGGAGCGAGCAGGAUGCAUCUAUUCUAGUUCCAGGGGACAUCAUAAGCAUCAAAUUGGGAGAUAUAAUUCCAGCGGAUGCACGUUUGUUAGAGGGUGAUCCGCUGAAGAUUGAUCAGUCUGCUUUGACUGGAGAAUCACUGGCUGUCACCAAAAACCCCUCGGACGAGGUAUUCUCUGGUUCUACCUGCAAACAGGGGGAAAUUGAAGCAGUUGUAAUUGCUACCGGUGUUCACACUUUCUUUGGUAAGGCUGCUCAUCUAGUUGAUAGCACCAACCAAGUGGGACACUUUCAAAAAGUCCUCACUGCUAUCGGUAACUUCUGCAUUUGCUCAAUUUUUGUUGGGAUUCUUGCUGAGCUUAUAGUCAUGUACCCGAUACAGCACCGCAAGUACAGGGAUGGAAUUGACAAUUUACUGGUUCUCUUGAUUGGAGGAAUUCCAAUUGCUAUGCCAACUGUUUUGUCUGUCACCAUGGCUAUUGGUUCCCACAGGCUUUCUCAACAGGGUGCCAUCACCAAGAGAAUGACUGCUAUUGAGGAAAUGGCAGGAAUGGAUGUUCUCUGCAGUGAUAAGACCGGGACACUUACUCUAAACAAGCUAACAGUUGACAGAAACCUCAUUGAGGUGUUUGCAAAGGGUGUCGACAGAGACCUAGUGAUUCUGCUCGCUGCAAGGGCUUCAAGGACUGAAAAUCAGGAUGCAAUUGACGCUGCCAUUGUUGGAAUGCUGGCGGACCCUAAGGAGGCACGAGCUGGUAUUAGGGAGGUUCAUUUUCUUCCAUUCAAUCCAGUGGACAAGAGGACAGCUCUGACUUACAUCGAUGCUAGUGGAAAUUGGCAUCGAGCCAGCAAAGGUGCUCCUGAGCAGAUAUUAGCCCUUUGCAACUGCAAAGAGGAUGUCAGAAAGAAGGUUCACUCUGUGAUUGAAAAGUUUGCUGAACGUGGACUUCGAUCUUUAGCAGUUGCUAGACAGGAAGUACCUGAGAAGACAAAAGAAAGUCCAGGGGCACCGUGGCAGUUUGUUGGUUUAUUGCCUUUAUUUGAUCCACCUAGGCAUGAUAGUGCAGACACCAUCAAAAGAGCUCUCAAUCUUGGAGUGAAUGUAAAGAUGAUUACUGGUGAUCAGCUUGCAAUUGGCAAGGAAACUGGUCGGCGGCUGGGAAUGGGAACAAACAUGUAUCCAUCUUCUGCAUUGCUUGGCCAAGACAAGGAUGCAUCCGUUGCGGCCCUCCCUGUCGAUGAGUUGAUUGAGAAGGCUGAUGGAUUUGCUGGAGUAUUUCCAGAGCACAAAUAUGAAAUUGUGAAGAGGUUGCAAGAGAGAAAGCAUAUUUGUGGAAUGACUGGAGAUGGUGUGAAUGAUGCCCCUGCUUUGAAGAAGGCAGAUAUUGGAAUCGCUGUUGCGGAUGCUACUCAUGCUGCUAGAGGUGCUUCUGACAUUGUCCUCACUGAACCUGGACUCAGCGUUAUAAUAAGUGCUGUGCUCACUAGCAGGGCUAUUUUUCAAAGGAUGAAGAACUAUACUAUCUAUGCAGUUUCAAUCACCAUCCGUAUUGUGUUUGGGUUCAUGCUUAUUGCCCUGAUAUGGAAGUUUGACUUUGCUCCCUUCAUGGUUCUAAUUAUUGCCAUCCUAAAUGAUGGAACAAUCAUGACAAUCUCAAAGGAUCGAGUGAAGCCAUCCCCAAUGCCAGACAGCUGGAAACUGAAGGAGAUAUUUGCAACCGGCGUUGUGCUCGGAGGCUAUUUGGCACUAAUGACAGUAGUAUUUUUCUGGCUUAUGAAUGAUACCAAAUUUUUCUCGGACAAAUUUGGUGUGAGACCAUUGGGAGAGAAGAGGCCUGAACAGAUGAUGGCUGCAUUGUACCUACAAGUGAGUAUCGUGAGUCAGGCUCUCAUAUUUGUUACAAGGUCUCGCAGCUGGUCCUUUGCUGAACGCCCUGGACUGCUCUUACUCUUUGCUUUUGUAGCCGCACAGCUGAUUGCCACCUUGAUAGCUGUUUAUGCUAAAUGGGGUUUUGCAAAGAUAGAAGGAUGUGGUUGGGGCUGGGCCGGUGUCAUCUGGCUUUACAGUGUGGUAACAUAUAUUCCGCUUGACUUACUCAAAUUUGCGAUCCGCUACGCUUUAAGUGGGAAAGCUUGGGAUACCCUUUUGGAGAACAAGACUGCUUUUACUACAAAGAGUAACUAUGGGAAAGAGGAGAGAGAAGCACAGUGGGCUACUGCACAGAGGACUCUACAUGGCCUUCAACCACCGGAAACCACUAACCUUUUCUCUGACAAGAGCAAUUAUAGGGAGCUUUCAGAAAUUGCAGAGCAAGCCAAGAGACGGGCUGAGGUUGCAAGGCUGAGAGAGUUGAAUACCCUAAAGGGACAUGUGGAAUCAGUUGUGAAGCUGAAAGGAUUAGACAUUGAUAACAUCCAACAACAUUACACAGUUUGAGCAAAGCAAAUGGCUUUUUAAACAUAAUAUAAUGGAAGCGCUUGUGCCUGUGGAAUACUAGUCUCUUAACACCUUCUCUCUAGUUUAGACCAAUAGAGUAAUAUUCUCUCUUUCUACUACUGCAAACCUCCAAGUUUUAUUUUAAUGCCUAUUCUGGUUGUAGAAGAGGAUAUGUUACUUUUCUUCACAAACAAAAUGGCACUUUCUACCUACACAAGUUCUCUCUCUUGCUCUCAUGUUUGGAUAGUAGGGUAUGGAGGGGCAAAAUGAAUGUCUUAUUUUAACUUUCAUUUCAUCUUUUGGUGUGUAAAAAUAAAUAUAGAAUGUAAUUUUGAUAUAUACUUUUUCAAAGUGGAUUAAGAUUGCCAAAUGAAUAAUGAUAUAUGCACGAAUUAGUA